AUGAAGCCCGUCGUUUCCGCCUUGAACGCCUGGUCCUGCGUCAUCAUCUCCGUCUUCGCAAUGAUCAUCCUCUCAGUACUCGGCUCACUAUACAGCAGCAACAACCACGCAUACACCGGAUCAGAAGGCGAACCCGAAGAUGGCCCCGCAGUCGCUGCUUCCAUCUACACUGCUGUGAUAGUCUAUGCUGGCUUCUUCGUUUUCUGCGGGUUCCAGGCUUACCUUCACAUGCGCGAUAGCAGAGGUGGUGCUAUAUCACUUCAUUGA
Messenger RNA from Penicillium bovifimosum, 267 nucleotides. RefSeq lists its product as uncharacterized. NCBI's taxonomy places the organism in Eukaryota, Fungi, Ascomycota, Eurotiomycetes, Eurotiales, Aspergillaceae. The record is from RefSeq and is a predicted model, not a curated record. The coding region runs from base 1 to 267 and encodes 88 amino acids. The transcript has 4 exons.